UGUUUCUUGAGGUCCACUCUGGGUUGGUUUUCUUCAACUUUCCCUUCUUUUUCUUGCGGAUGAUGAUAAUAUGGCUGAUUUGUAGAAUGAUAUGAAAUGGGUUAAAAAGCUCAAAAGGAUGUCCCCGACAGAGAAAUUAUGGCCUGCCCAGUCUACACUCGAGAGAAGCUAAACUACUUCAGGAUUUGUCAUAUAGUCACUGAUAUACUACCACAAGGGCUGCGAUCCCUUUUCAAACAAGAAUGGGACAGUCGUUAGCAGGCAACGUUGGGAGAAUGGAAAGAUACACCUCAAAAUGGACUGGACUUCUACAACAGAGAAUCUGCUCGGAGCCGAACACGAAAUGCACGUCUGCUAGAAACGAUAAGAAACGGAAACAGGGCGAAGUGGGAUUGUACUACACUCUUUUUUGCAAUCCUUUACUCUGAUUCUAUUGGCCGCGGACUCGGUGCAGCAGUCCGCUCGAAUGCCGAUGAUCUCAGAGAGUUUCGCAAUGAAGAGUUCGCUCACAUGCCGCAUGGUCAGCUACCAGAUCUACAGUUCAUACUCGCCGUUCGUAAAGUCGAGUACGCAUUUCAGUGUCUUAGUCUUUCCACCACUGAGAUUAAACAUAUCUUCAAGCAGAAAAGUUUUCCGACGGAGGAACUGGAAAAUGUUUGGAAAAACGUUAAAAGCCUUUACGAAGAACUACAUGUAACAAAUGUCAAACUACAAAUCUCUGAAGAAGAACGCCAAUUCCUUGAAGAACAUCAUCGUAACCUCGAGGAGCAGGUACCUAAAAAUGUCUCUCCAUUCUGUAUCCUUCCGCCCAAACCAUCGCACGAAAUCGCACCUCGCGAGAGCGAGGUUGGAAAAAUAACGAAACAGCUUGAAAGACUUAGGGAAGCAAAUGAAAAUGGUUUGAGUUACUUAUAUAUUUCCGGUAACCCUGGAAGUGGUAAAUCUCAACUGGCCGGCCUAGUAGCUCAGAAAUUCUACGAAGCAGCCAACAUAGACCUCAAAACCCCUACAUUCGUAAUGACUCUGAACGCUGAAAGUUCAAAAACGCUUUUGGAAUCGUACGUUUCUUUGGCAAGACAAAUCAAGUGCAAUGAACACACUGUUAUGUUCACCCUAAACUCAACAAAGAUGCAGUUUGAAGAAAAAGUUAACAAUCUAAAGGAUUUGUUAGCAACCAAAAUUCCUCUUUAUGGUUCUUGGCUCUUGGUGGUCGACAAUGUCACAAGUUUAUCGGAAGUAAAUGAUUUUCUCCCUCAGCCCAGAAAUGAACCAUGGACGAAAGGCCAGUUGCUUAUCACAACGCAGAACACUUCAUCCAUCCCCUCUGAAAGCUCCUUUGUCUCUCACAUCUCAGUGAGCAAAGGCAUGAUGCCCACAGAUGCCACUUCUUUUUUACAGAAGGUUUCGGGGAUUAGACAACAAGGGGUGGAAGAUAAAGUCGCGGAGGCAUUAGAUUACCAACCUCUCGCACUGGCUAGUGCAGGCGUGUACGUAAGAAAGGUUCGUGAAAGUCAAGUACACAGAAACUUUGGAUGGAAGGAUUAUUUAGAAAAACUAGAAAGAGGUAUGCGAACCCGUACUGAAACGAAACUCAUUGAAACCAACCCUUGCUACGGGAAAUCCAUGACUGUGGCAACAAAGCUGGCCAUUGAAAGAGCGAUAGACAAUGAUACUGUUGUAAAAAGUGCAUUUACACUCUUUUCGCUAUGUUCUCCACAACCUCUGCAUCUAGACAUUGUUAUGAAUUACAUUUUGAAUGACAAGAAUCUGUUUUUGGAUAAAGAAGAAAUUGCUCUUCAGAUCCAAGGUUACUCACUUUUUAUGUUCGAGGAAAGAGAAAAAGGUACUUUUGCCAGUACUCAUCGAGUUGUGCAUGAGGUCAGCAAAUCUGUAAUCAACGAGUGCCAGGAGACUGAUAAACACGGUCAAAGUGUUGCGCUGGCUGUAAUGUCCUUCAACCAAUUCAUAGACUCUCACCUACCACAAACUUGGAACGAGCAAAACUCUAUUUGUGACAGCGAGCAUCUCAUUUCACACUUAAAUGCGUUAGCUGUCGAAGUUGAAAAUGUCUUCCUUCAUGAAGAAAAAUAUCAAGUUAUCAAAAAAGAGGUAUUCAAAUUUUCCAAUCUAGUAGAAUAUUUCAGAAGGCUUGCUGUAAUCUGUCGGAAUCACUGUGAAUUUUCAGGUGCUAAAGUUUACUGUGAAACAGCUUUGAAACUGGUUGAAAACAGUGAAGCUUCUGGAGGAGUAGAUCAUGCUGAAAUCUAUAGCCUGUUAAGCAUUAUACUAUGGAAAAUGGGUGGACUACAAGAAGCAAAAGUGUAUUGUGAGCGUGCUUUAGACAUUAACUUUAGCGAACUUGGACCCCAACAUGUUGCCCUUGUGGCUACUUACAAUGUUUUGGGUCUGGUUCAGCGUGAAUUGGGUGACUUGAAAAAUUCCAAGAAGAAUCAUGAACGUGCUCUAGACAUUCAGCUAAAACAUCUUGGACCCCAGCAUGUUGAUGUUGCAAAUACAUAUCAUCAUUUAGGUAAUGUACAGCACAACUCGGUUGACCUGAAACAGGCCAUGGAGUAUUACAAACGUGCCUUAGAAAUUCAGAGGAAGAAUCUUGGUGAUGAUCAUAUUUUUGUGGCGUUUUCAUUCAGUAACAUGGGUGUGGUGGAAAGUGAACUGGGAAACCUACAACGAGCCAAGGACCAUUUUAAACGCACUCUGGACAUAAGGUUAAAAGCGCUUGGAAACGAGCAUGUUGAUGUCGCCCGUAGCUGCUUUGACUUGGGUGUUGUGCAAUACGAAUUGGGAGACCUGCAAGGGGCCAAGGAGUAUUAUGAGCGUGCUCUAGACAUUCGCUUUCAAAAGCUCGGACCCGAGAAUAUUCCUGUCGCACAUACACUCUGUGAGUUGGGUGAUGUACAACGUGAACUGGGGCAUCUGCAACAGGCCAAGGAAUAUUACGAACGAGCUCUGAACAUUAAACUGAAGAAGCUUGGACCCGAGCACUUUGAUCUCCUGUCUAUUUACCUUAACAUGGGCGUGGUACAGAGUAAAUUGGGUAACCUGAAACAGACCAAAGAAUAUCACGAAAAAGCAUUGGCUUUGCGCUUGACGAAUCUUGGACCUGACCAUGUUGAUAUAGCGAAUUCAUACCAUCAUUUGGGUAAUGUUCAAUUUGCUUUGAAUAACGCGCAACAGGCGAAGGAGCUUUACGAGCGUGCUCUAAAAGUCCAGUUGAAGAAUCUUGAACGUGACCAUGUUUAUAUGGCUUUUUCCUACGAAGGAUUGGGAAGUGCACAUCGUGAAUUAGGUGACCUGGUUAAAGCCAAGGGGAAUUAUGAACUUGCACUUAACAUUAGAUUGAAAAAGCUUGGCCCCGAGCAUGAUGACGUCGCAUCCACGCACCAUAACUUGAGUAUGCUACAGCGUGAAUUGGGCGAGUUGCAACAGGCCAAGGAACAUUUGGAAUGUGCCCUAAACAUUAUGUUGAAAAAGCUUGGACCCGAGCAUGUUGAUGUCGCGCGUGUUUACGAUGACUUAGGUAAUGUACAGCGUGAUUUAGGUGACUGGCAAAAGGCCACAGAGUAUUACGAACGUGCUCUAAACAUAAGGUUGAAAAAGCUUGGACCUGGACAUGCUGAGGUCGCGUCUACUUACCAUAGCUGGGGCUACGUACAGUGUCAGUUGGGUGAUCUGCAAAAGUCCAAGGAAUGUUACGAACGAGCAUUGGCUAUACGCCAAAAAAAUCUUGGAUGUGAGCAUAUUGACAUGGCGAAUACAUACCAUCACUUGGGUGUUGCAGAAAGUCAACUGGGUAAUCUGCAACGGGCCAAGAAGUGUCACGAACAAGCAUUGGCUAUACGCCUGAAAAAUCUUGGACCUGACCAUGUUGAUAUGGCGAAUUCAUACCAUCACUUGGGUAAUAUACAAUUUGCGAUGAAUAACGUGCAACAGGCGAAGGAGCUUCACGAACGUGCUUUAGGCAUCCAAAUGAAGAAUCUUGAACCUGACCACGUUUAUGUGGCUUUUUCACUCCAUAACUUGGGUGAAGUACAGCGUGAAUUGGGUGACCUGGUUAAGGCCAAGGAGAAUUUUGAGCAUGCUCUAAACAUUAGAUUGAAAAAGCUUGGCCCUGAGCAUGCUGAUGUCUGGAGUACACACCAUGAAUUGUGUAACAUACAGCGUGCCCUAACUGUUGAGAGGGAUCAUGAAGGGAAAAAAUGCUGUGUAAUCUCUUAAUGAUAUUCAUAUCACCUUAAAUUUGUCGGAAAUUGAAAAAGCAAACUUUCGAGGCAAUUUUUUUAGCCGUACGCCAGAAGGGAUUCUUCCAAACGAAAUUUGUUGUACAUGAAAGAAAAGUCUUAGUGGCGGUGCGAAUAGUUUAUCAAUUUUCUCGAGUGAUAUGUCGUAGUUUAGAGCAGCUUUUCUGAAUAGUACAUCCAAUCUUGUGUCGAUCUCUGAAAAACAUUUUCUAGGACUUGCCGGACCAGUGAUGACACGAAUCAGCCUCGCGGAAUAAUCGAAAUGGAGGAAAUCCGUGUGAAACUAAUUGCUUUUUCGUCAACAGAGGCGCUCCUCAGACAAAAAAUAGACGUGUAAAUAGUUACUAAGAUGUACUCUUCGUUAGAAUAAAGAUGAUAAUUACAGUCAA
Messenger RNA from Stylophora pistillata, 4648 nucleotides. RefSeq lists its product as uncharacterized. The record is from RefSeq and is a predicted model, not a curated record. Gene Ontology annotation, molecular function: protein binding. NCBI's taxonomy places the organism in Eukaryota, Metazoa, Cnidaria, Anthozoa, Scleractinia, Pocilloporidae.